Molecule: messenger RNA, 1851 nt
Organism: Trichoderma harzianum CBS 226.95
Lineage: Eukaryota; Fungi; Ascomycota; Sordariomycetes; Hypocreales; Hypocreaceae
Exons: 4
Coding region: 289-1659 (456 amino acids)
Molecular function (GO): hydrolase activity, acting on carbon-nitrogen (but not peptide) bonds, in linear amidines
Source: RefSeq, a predicted model, not a curated record
CAUUCUCAGUUUUGCCGGAAGAGCCACAGCAUCGCAGAUUGAGUCAGUCGUCUGAAUUCUCUCUUGACGUGAGUAAAAAAUAGUUUUGCAUGUUAUUGGAAGGCGGAGGGCGCAUCGCCAAAUGACAAGCAUCUCUCAACAACAAAUAUCGGCCCAAGACUCCACCAGAGAGGGCCGAUUCAUUCAAUUGCCUGCUUCUUUGCACGCAAUUGCCGUCUGCUUUUUUAUCUUUGAAUAAUUCAUUCACUGAUUUUUUCAAAUUCAACAUCGCAGUUUCUAUCCAUCAAGAUGGGCCAUUUCAUUCUACGCAAGGCCCCGAGUUUUGUCCAGAAGCGACUCUUCACUGUGUCUCACCUCUCCGCAUCAGCUUCAGGCUUCCGCAUCAACGCCGAUAGACUGGCAGAGACGCUUCAUCACACCUGCCAAUGGGGUGCCGCUCAUCGAUAUGGAGACGGCCCAACAGAGACGGGUAUGGCGCGCCUUGCUCUCUCCGAUGAUGACGCCCAAGUAAGGCGCUGGUUCGCCGAAGAGACGCAGAAGUUGGGGUGCAACCUCGUAGUAGAUCAGAUGGGCAACAUGUUUGCCAACAAACGGGGGUCAGCGCCAGAACCCACUCCCAUGAUUGCCAUGGGGAGCCAUCUUGAUACCCAGCCGCGAGGUGGCAGAUACGACGGUAUUCUGGGAGUCGUGGCUGCUGUCGAGGUGAUGCGCACGCUUGCGGAGAAUGGACACAAGACUCACCACAACAUUGGAAUCGUCAACUGGACAAACGAAGAAGGCGCUAGAUUCCCCAAGUCCAUGAUGGCGUCCGGAGUAUGGGCUGGCAAAAUCCCACUCGAAGACGCCUAUUCACUUCCCGAUAUCAUGGACCCUUCAGUCACAGUCAAGUCAGAACUCCAAAGGCUGGGCUACAUCGGAGACGUUGCCUGCUCUUCAGCCGGGUACCCCCUAAAAGCUCACUUUGAGCUACACAUCGAACAAGGUCCAAUCCUCGAACAGACGAAAACGAGGAUUGGCGUCGUCCAGGGAGGCCAGGGAUACCGUUGGUUCACCAUUACCGUCACUGGUCGAGAUGCCCAUACAGGAACAACGCCUCUCAACAAUCGCAGCGACCCCCUCUUGGCAGCUGCCAAAAUGAUUACUUCUUCCAACGAUAUCGCAAAGGAUCUUGAUGCCCUGGCAUCUACCGGCGUCAUCAAAAUCCCACAAAACUCGUCUACUAAUACAAUCGCUUCCCAGGUAACAUUUACGCUUGACAUCCGCCAUCCCGAGGACGCAAUCCUCAACGAAAUGCAGCGUCGUAUAUUCGAGUCCUUCGAAGCCAUCGCCAAAAAAGAUGGCCGUGGCGUUCAGUUCAACUGGACCCUUGAUACUGAUUCUCCAGCCACAAAAUUUGACCCUAACUGCAUCAAGAUGGUCGCAAAGGCCGCGACCGAUCUUCUCGGAGAACAAGGCUGGCAAUACAUCACCAGCGGAGCAGGUCAUGACAGCAUCAACACGAGCAGCCAAUGCCCUACCACCAUGAUCUUUGUUCCCUGUAAAGACGGCGUUAGCCACCAUCCCGAAGAAUACUGCAGCCCAGAGGACUGUGCUAUUGGAACCCAGACUCUUCUCGAAUCGGUGCUUAACUACGACAAGCUCAAGCAAAGCAAUCACUAAUAAUCCUUGGCAAAGUGUUCGGAAUCAUAUACAUUGACCACAGAGAAAGAAAAGAGAGGGAACGCCAUCGUGUUUACUAGCAAUGCAAGAAAUUGAAUCAGCCUCAAAGAGUGGCGUAAAAGCACACUAUAACUAGCCAGUCUUCUCCGUUCUGUGAUCAAUGUCCAUGUCAAUUUGAUCAGAGAUGUGUGC